AAGUAAAUCCUUGUGACCAAUCAUUGCUAAAGAACGUUAGAGGGAGUUUUGAAACGGACCAAUGAGAGCAGAGCUCUGCUGUGAACGCGUCCAAUCAGAGAAGAGCAUCGAUGAGCGGCAGAGCAGCAGCAGAGAAGAGCGGCGCGAUGACCGGAGCCAAUGAGUUCAAGCUGACCCAGGGCCCGGAGGACAGCGUCUCGGCUGUGAAGUUCAGCCCGAGCUCGGCUCAGUUCCUGCUGGUGUCGUCCUGGGACUGUACGGUGCGGCUGUAUGACGUCAGCAGCAACAGCAUGAGGAUGAAGUACCAGCAUCUGGCGCCGGUGCUGGACUGUGCUUUCUAUGAUCCGGCUCACGCGUGGAGCGGCGGUCUGGACAGCCAGCUGAAGACGCACGAUCUGAACACGGAUCAGGACACCAUCGUGGGGACGCACGACGCUCCCAUCCGCUGCGUGGAGUACUGUCCCGAGGUCAACGUGAUGGUGACGGGCAGCUGGGACAUGUCUGUGAGGCUCUGGGACCCCAGAACACCCUGCAACGCCGGGACCUUCACGCAGCCGGAGAAGGUCUACACGCUGUCUGUGGCCGGAGACCGGCUGAUCGUGGGCACGGCGGGCCGGCGCGUGCUCGUCUGGGACCUGAGGAACAUGGGAUACGUGCAGCAGAGGCGAGAGUCCAGCCUCAAAUACCAGACGCGCUGCAUACGAGCUUUCCCCAACAAACAGGGUUACGUGUUGAGCUCCAUCGAGGGCAGAGUCGCCGUGGAGUAUCUGGACCCCAGUCUGGAGGUGCAGAAGAAGAAAUACGCCUUCAAGUGCCACAGACUGAAGGAGAACGGCAUCGAGCAGGUCUAUCCGGUCAACGCCAUCUCCUUCCACAGCGUCCACAACACGUUUGCCACCGGCGGUUCUGACGGCUUCGUGAACAUUUGGGAUCCGUUCCACAAGAAGCGUCUGUGUCAGUUCCACCGAUACCCCACCAGCAUCGCGUCUCUGGCGUUCAGUUCAGACGGCUCUCUGCUGGCCAUCGCCUCCUCGUACAUGCAGGAGCAGGGAGACGUGUCUCACCCCGCCGACGCCGUCUUCAUCCGCCAGGUGACCGACGCAGAGACCAAGCCCAAAUCCACGUGAAGCCGCUGGUGAUCGCAGACCUCACGUUUACUCACCGAGAAACGUUCUGCUGCCACACAAAACACUCGUUUCCAUCACGUCUGUCUCUUUAUUCUGUCUCUGUCAACCGAUACAAUUCAGUUUUUCAUUUGUGUGUGUAUUUUUAUGUGCUUAAGAACAAUAAAAUACCCCUUUUAUACAUUGAA
Messenger RNA from Cyprinus carpio (common carp), 1312 nucleotides. Its product is annotated as mitotic checkpoint protein BUB3. Gene Ontology annotation, cellular component: mitotic checkpoint complex; bub1-bub3 complex; kinetochore. Lineage: Eukaryota; Metazoa; Chordata; Actinopteri; Cypriniformes; Cyprinidae. Gene Ontology annotation, biological process: mitotic spindle assembly checkpoint signaling. The record is from RefSeq and is a predicted model, not a curated record. Gene Ontology annotation, molecular function: ubiquitin binding.